AUGCAACAAAGACAACUCAGUCACUCAGUCACUCGACCUCCUUCCAAGAUGAUGAAGAAGUACCCCUACAGCAUCCUCGACAGCGAGGAGGUUUGGUCGACCCGAGCCGACAGGACGGGUGACAUCAUCGCUGGUUCAGUCCUUCUGUCCACUGCAGUCCUUGCUGGAGUUGCCAUGUGGGUGUUAUGA
Molecule: messenger RNA, 189 nt
Organism: Clonostachys byssicola
Lineage: Eukaryota; Fungi; Ascomycota; Sordariomycetes; Hypocreales; Bionectriaceae
Source: the annotation of a GenBank genome assembly